AUGAAGGCGAGGGCUGGGAAUCUCCUAGAGAACCCUAUGAAGAUAUCAGCUAAAUCUGGUGAUGGGCAAGUGAUCUUAUCUCACAAAGAAGAACCUUAUUUCUUCACGUUUGGAAAAUCUGAGCUUUAUCUGCCUGACUAUUCUGAUCUGCAACGUUUCAUCAACUUAUUAGGAGAAUUUCCAAUGGAUUGUCCUCUCCAAGACAGUCGGUUAAGCGUUCAUUACAAGGGCAUGCUUCUCAAUGAAGAGAAGACUGUCUUCUAUGACAGUAGGAUUGAAAAUAAUGAUCAGCCGUUGGAUUUCAGUUCAGGAGAAGGACUGGUCAGUUACUAUCAUGUUUAUAGAAAACCCCUGGUGGAGUUUUUAAGCGUAUGUUUUUUUUUUUUGCGUGAACAGGUGCCUGAGGGAUUUGAGAUGUGUACUCGUUUGAUGCUACCAGGGGAGAUUUCUCUUGUUACAUGUCCCCCUAUUUAUGCAUAUGAUAAAUUUCCAAGGCCGCCUGGCGUUCCUGAAGGUGCACAUGUUCAGUGGGAGAUUGAACUCCUUGGUUUCGAAACGCCAAGAGACUGGACUGGGUUGGACUUCCAGAGCAUCAUGAAUGAGGCAGAAAAUAUCAGAAGCACGGGUAACAUGCUAUUCAAAGAAGGAAAAUUUGAGCUCACAAAAACAAAGUAUGAAAAGGUGCUCCGGGAAUUUAAUCAUGUAAACCCACAAGAUGAUGAGGAAGGAAAAGUAUUUGGUGAAGCAAGGAAUAUGUUACAUCUGAAUGUUGCGGCUUGCUUGCUUAAAUUGGGAGAGUGGAGGAAGUCUGUAGAGACAUGUAAUAAGGUCCUAGAAGCAAAGCCCGGCAAUGUGAAAGGUCUCUACCGCCGCGGAAUGGCUUACAUGGCAGGUGGAGAGUAUCAAGACGCUAGAAAUGACUUCAAUAUGAUGAUCAAAGUGGAUAAAUCAUCAGAAGCUGAUGCGACAACUGCACUUUUGAAACUCAAGCAGAAAGAACAGGAAGCGGAGAACAAAGCUAGAAAACAGUUCAAAGGAUUAUUCAACAAGAAACCGGGGGAGAUAACCGAAGUUGGUUCAGAAAUAAGAGAGGAGACUAAGACUAUACAAGAAGUGGAUGAGACAAAGGAUAACGAUGAUGGAAGAGAGGAAGAAGAAAGUACGACCACGGUGAGCAGUGGAAAGAAGAGGAAAUGGUCGGAGGAAGCCUGGCUGAUUCUGAAGAAUGUGAUGGUUCAGAUAGGUAUCCAGCUCGGUGUUGCUCUGUUUGGUGUUUUGAUUUUCCAGUUUUUCAGCGCCAAAUUUACAUGA
This is a messenger RNA of Eruca vesicaria subsp. sativa (arugula), 1311 nucleotides long. The record is from the annotation of a GenBank genome assembly. NCBI's taxonomy places the organism in Eukaryota, Viridiplantae, Streptophyta, Magnoliopsida, Brassicales, Brassicaceae.